Messenger RNA from Athalia rosae (coleseed sawfly), 1302 nucleotides. RefSeq lists its product as uncharacterized. The coding region runs from base 1 to 1302 and encodes 433 amino acids. Gene Ontology annotation, biological process: DNA replication. The record is from RefSeq and is a predicted model, not a curated record. The transcript has a single exon. Gene Ontology annotation, molecular function: nucleotide binding; DNA-directed DNA polymerase activity; DNA binding. Lineage: Eukaryota; Metazoa; Arthropoda; Insecta; Hymenoptera; Athaliidae.
AUGCCUAUGGCUCUCGCGGCGCUGCCCAAAGCCUUCGGGCUCCCCGUAGAAACACGCAAGGGACUUUUUCCCCAUUUAUUCAAUACGCCGGCGAAUCCCGGCUACGUUGGCCUGCUACCAUCAGCCGAAUAUCAUUCGCCGGACAGCAUGAGGACCGCGGAACGAACAGCAUUUCACGCGUGGUACAACGAGGCUGUGGAAAAUAACUAUGUAUUUGAGUUCGACAAGGAGUUGAUCGAUUAUUGUCGAAGCGACGUUGACAUUCUUCGGAGAGCCUGUUCGGCGUUGAGAGAUAAUUUUCCCACGCAGGGGGGUGUCUGUCCGUUCUCGCAAAGCACCACCAUCGCGUCUGCGUGUUCGGUACUAUUUCGACAGAAUUUCCUGCAAGACAAUACCAUCGGGAUUAUACCGUCUCGCGGGUAUCGGAUGACCGACAAUCAGUCCACCAAGGCGGUCGAGUGGCUCGUCUGCAAAGAACGCGAAAUCGGUAUAGAGAUAAUGCACGCGGGUCGCUGCAGGGAGUAUCGUAUCCCGGAAACGGGUCGCCCUGUGGACGGUUACUACGUGACCGAGGAUGGUACCAGACACGUGCUCGAAUUUCAGGGGUGUUACUGGCACGGAUGCCGAAAUUGUUUCACAGCGAAUCGCGACGAAGAACUGGUGGCUAAAGAUUGCAUGAAUAAGCGCUUCGAGGAAACCCGCGCGAAGACCGUCAGAAUGCGUGCGCUCGGUUACGUCGUGACGGAGAUGUGGGAGUGCGUUUUCGCCGAGAUGCUGAAGAACGACGCGGAACUGCGAGCGUACGUGGAGCAACACCCGUUGAUCGUCGCGAGAAACGAAAAGUGUUUAAAUCCUCGCGAUGCGUUCUUCGGCGGUCGUACGAACAACACGAAACGGUUCUACGAGGUUGCCGAGGGGGAGCGAAUUCGCUAUGUGGAUGUUUGCUCCCUGUAUCCGUGGGUGUGCAAAAACGGGUGGUACCCCGUUGGACAUCCCAAGGUGCACGUGGGGGAUUCCUGUGAGACGUUGACAGGGCCCGACAACGCGAAUCUAGACGCGGUAGAGGGCCUCGUGAAAUGCGUCGUGCUUCCGCCGCAAAAUCUCUACCACCCGUUGCUGCCGGUCCGCAUGCACGGCAAAUUGAUGUUUCCGUUGUGUCGCACGUGUUGCGAGAAUUCGACACCCGACGAUUGCCCGCAUGCGAACGAAGCCGACCGCUGGUUGAGCGGUACACGGGUGUCGGACGAAUUGAAAAAAGCGAUCACCCUGGGGUACAGAAUUGUCGAUGUCAGCGAAAUAUGA